AUGACUGAACCUUCAUCAACAAUAAUCAAGUUGACUAAGAGCUUCAACCACACGUGCGAUUUAUCACCAAGUAAUCAAAAUGCAAUGAAAAUGCUUUCAAUUUUGAUAGAAAAUCAUCAAAAGAAGAUAAAAAUCAACAAUCAGUCAUCAACAAGUUGUGUCUCGUUCUGCUUUUCUGUUUAUUAUUCUGGCCCGUUGAGUGUAGAUGAAGAAUUAUUAAAUUAUUUAAAGCUUGAAAUGAAAAACAUUUAA
Molecule: messenger RNA, 252 nt
Organism: Clunio marinus
Lineage: Eukaryota; Metazoa; Arthropoda; Insecta; Diptera; Chironomidae
Source: the annotation of a GenBank genome assembly